Molecule: messenger RNA, 1852 nt
Organism: Fusarium odoratissimum NRRL 54006
Lineage: Eukaryota; Fungi; Ascomycota; Sordariomycetes; Hypocreales; Nectriaceae
Exons: 2
Coding region: 651-1292 (213 amino acids)
Biological process (GO): phospholipid translocation; retrograde transport, endosome to Golgi
Cellular component (GO): trans-Golgi network; endosome
Source: RefSeq, a predicted model, not a curated record
CGACUAGACUGUCUUUGUCGAUUUGAUCUCCCCUUUACCCAUGCACCCACUCGAUUCAACGCCUCUUCUCACUUGGAAUUUUGUUUCUCACUUCAAGACUUAUUUUCUUCAGCCUCUUGUUGUUUCCGGCAUUUGGGUCGUUCGCUUCUCCUUACUACAUCUCGAUUGGCUAGUUUGGAGUAUCUCCAGCCUUCUCUCGUUCGAAUGAAGGUGUCAUCAUCGUCAUCAUCAUCGCAAUUCUCUCGUUUUUUCCAUCUUGACCUGAAGUCGCGUUGAAUCUCUAUCACGCAGAAUAUAUCAAACAAUCAGACUCGACUCGGUCUCUCCCUUUCGAAACAACGACAAAAUGGAGCCAGGACUCGUGGGAUGGGUAAUGGAGCUUACGGCCUGGGUGGCCCCUUUCUUCAUCGUCAUGUCGCCCAUCCUCUCCUACGCCGACCAAAUUAUCUCCAUGUACCGGAAUAAGACCAGCGCAGGCUUCUCGCUCGACAUCCCUCUCAUCAUGCUUGUCGCGUCUUUCCUGAGGUUCGAUCUCUUCUGUCGCGACACGAUUAGCACGAAAUAUAACUGACCCGCGCUUCCCGAAACACAGAAUCUUCUACUGGCCCCAAGCGCAAUACGAUACGAGUCUACUCCUUCAGUCGCUGCUGAUGGUUAUCGUCCAAAUAGCUCUCCUCAAAGUCGCCCUCGACUACCGACCUCCCCCACCUACCAAGGGCGGCGAGGCUGGUCUGCCAUUUGCCGGUGCUGAUGAUGGUUUGAUGGGCUUCCAGCGCCCUUAUAACUUCUGGCAAUGGCGAUCCCCUCGACGAUACUGGCAUGCCAUUAUGUACUUUGCUGCCGGUCUUGUAUUUUUGGAGCUUCUCCUUUCCCAGAUGCCUGGACUAUACGCCGUAUAUGCGAACACCAUCGGAUGCAUUGGACUCGGCGUGGAAGCGACUCUCCCUAUCCCUCAGAUCUUGGUCAAUAUGCGGUCCAAGUCAUCUAAAGGUCUAAGAUUAUCGGUCCUGGCUGCUUGGAUUGGAGGUGAUACCAUGAAGCUUUUCUGGUUCUUCACAUCGAAAUCUGAGAUUCCUUGGUCGUUCAAGAUUUCGGGUAUGUUCCAGGCUUCGUGCGACUUCUUCCUUGGUUUCCAGUACUUGCUUUACAACAGCCCCGAGGAGCCAGCGCAAAUCAAGGAACACCCCAUGGUUGAGUGGGAGGCACCCAAGUCAACUACACGAAGUCAUAGCCGGAGCCUCACCCCUACGCGACGACCUGCGCCAUUUGUUGGCGCCGAAGAGGCCAAAUAAGCCGUCCAAGCCCAUGAUUAUAUAAACGAUCUAAUGAUAGUGAUGUUGGAUCUUGAUGCGUAUAUCUGAAUUCAAAGCUGCUGGAGUGGAAAGUCGCCAGGAACGUCAGGAUAGAGAGAGGAGGUUCUUUGAAAGAGAUGGGAUGAGAAGCGAUGCUAGCUUGAAAAGGAGGUGAGGUUCAGUCCUGACGGGGUCAGAAAAGCCGAGUUCAAGAGCCGAGCGACCAGAACAAGAAGACAUUUUGAGUGAACCUUACGAUAUCUUCUUGUCUUGAUCAUUUCCGUUCGUCUCAGAGGACCCCACAAAUUACGCAAGCCCAGCGAUAACCGGGUCUCGGUUUUGGGCUGGGUCUUGCAGAUCCUGGCUUGUUUUUGAAACAGGCACAAGGCAAAGUCCCACCACUUUCAGCUACAGUAGCAUCCAACCAUCGUUAUGUUGUGAUAGCGGGAUACAUGUCUGGAGUAUCUAUCGAGCAGCUAAAUGCGCAUCUUGAGCAGUGUCAUCUAAGAGAUACAAUAGAAUAUUGAUUAAUAUGAAUAUAUGUAAUACCAUAGUUGUUA